AGCACCUUUCAAUGUUCACCCGCAGUAUAGAACUAACUUAACCUACUACGGUAUAUUACAUACCUAGGGUACCUACUUUCGAUUACUUAUAGCUCGGAGUUUCUAUUCUUUGUUGCUUUGUUUGCCGCUUACAUACACAGGAAGCCUUCUAAACUUACCUACUACUGUAGUAGUAUACAGCUUCUUGAUGAAUUACACGAGAAUAUCAAGAUACACAUUUGCUAGAGGACUACGCUCACGGCCAAUCGCAUUACCAUCGUCUAUCAGUUUCCGCCAGUCCGGGCAGAGAACCUUCAUAGCUGCCUAUACCAUGGAGAGCUCCCCGCGAAGACAUUUCCAGAACCCGGUGAUCUUCGUCUGCGAUAUCCAGGAGAAGUUCCGCAAUGCCAUCUGGGAAUUCGAUAAGAUCCUCCUCACAGCACAGAAAGUCCUCCGCGCAGCCGGAACCCUCAGCAUCCCCGUCGUGGUGACGACGCAGAACGCCGCGAAGCUGGGGGACACGGUGGCGGAGCUGCAGCCGCUGCUGCUCCCCUCGCCGCGCGUCACCCUCGCCGACAAAACGGCCUUCAGCAUGCUGCGGGUCCCCGCCGUCUCCCGCCUUUUCCCACACAUCAAGGACGACGGCGGUGAGCCCAGCGAGGUCGUCAUCGUCGGCAUCGAGAGCCACAUCUGCGUCACCCAGACGUCGCUCGACCUCCUCGCCCGCGGCCACCGCGUCUACGUGCUCGCCGACGGCGUCAGCAGCUGCAACGAGCAGGAGAUUCCCAUCGCGCUCGCGCGGCUGCGGGCUGCGGGGGUUGUGGUCACGACGAGCGAGAGCUGGCUGUAUGAGUGCAUGGGCGACGCGGCGAUCCCGGAGUUUAGGGAGAUUGCGAAGUUGGUUAAGGAGAAGAGUGGCGAUACGAAGACCACGCUUGCGAGGUUGCUUGGGGGACGGUUGUAGGAUUGGAUGGGGAUGUCAAGUGGUACGAUGGGAAUUAGGGGUAUCUACCUAAGGUGAGGUCUCUAGUUAUGUCAGACAUCACGAGGACGAGGACGAGGACGAGGACAAGGACUAGGGGAUGUAUGUUUCAAGGUACACACCAUGUUUCGUUCUGUUACUGUCGAAAUCUUGAGGGGUUGGAUCUCGACAAAUACUUAGCACUUGGUAUAGAUCUAUAGAUCAGAGAGCAGGUAUUUCAUAGCCUAACUACUAUGGACCUACUACGAUACCUCACAAAUCCAAGAAGAUUAAACUCUUAACAAUCAA
Messenger RNA from Hypoxylon fragiforme, 1249 nucleotides. RefSeq names its product Isochorismatase hydrolase. NCBI's taxonomy places the organism in Eukaryota, Fungi, Ascomycota, Sordariomycetes, Xylariales, Hypoxylaceae. Bases 188 to 943 code for a protein of 251 amino acids. The transcript has 5 exons. The record is from RefSeq and is a predicted model, not a curated record.